UCUUUGGGUAUGAGGAGCUUCUUAAUGACUAGAUUGUCAUCUUCAAACCAAAUUGCUCCCUUCAAUUCUAGGUGUUAGGAGUUUGCAGUUCUGGCCACUCACUGGCGUUGUGCAAUGGUCAAAAGUAUCCUUCCUGUGUGUGGGGCAAGCCAUAAUUUUUUAUCAAAAGUAGUUUGAAAAAUGAUGUGACUGCCUGAGAUACUCAGUGAUUGCUCACUACUUUCAUGGGUACUAAUAUACACGCAAAAAAACGACCUUGCCCUUAGCAAAGGAAAUGAAAUGCAGAACGCAAUGGGUGUUGCUGGUCUGACAUAUCAAAUUCAAUAAAAAUAGCCCAAGAUUGAAAAUUUCGAUAGUUUCAAGAUUCUUGACUGGUGUUUGAAGUCAAGUACUUGAAUAUGAUGGACAUGCAAGAGGAAGAUAAGCUUUUGCUGAGUAGUUUGGGUGUUGUAUCUGCUAACCCCGAUGACAUCGAGCGUCAUAUACUUUCUAAGGCAAAAAACAAAGAACAAGAGGCUGAGAUCAGCCAAAUUUCAGCUGAAAAUAGUGAUGGCGAUAUUCCCGAAGGAGGGAAACAAGAUCGAGGAAGUUCGCUUACAAAAAGGUCCCAUAUUCAUGCUCAGUUAAAAGUAGUCGAGGUUGAAAUGGCUGCUGUUGCUGCAGGUCUUGAAACAGUUCAGAAUGCUGCAAGCAAUAAUAUUCUUUUCAUAGAGGAUUCUGAAGGUGAGAAAGAAGACAAGGAGCUGGAAUUCAGGGAAAACAAGCCUUCGUUAGUGGAAGGAUCAGUGCUUCAGCAUGCUCUGGCUACUGAAAGAUUGAAAAGCCUUAAAAAGAAAAAAGGACAACUUAAGAAACAGUUGAAGGCUUUUGAGGUGGAGGGAAAGACUCAGGAACCUGAGGAGCAGGGUUUGUUUCUUGAUUUAGGGAAUGAAGAAGAUAUUGUCACUAAGAAAACCAGCCAUUUGAUAGAUAAACAACGAAAAGUGGAAAAGAGGAAUGCUUAUUUUCAAGAGGAUGAUGAGUUUGAUAUGGCAUUGGAUGCAGCAGCUUCAGGGCUAAUUGAAACUGAACGUGAUAAACUCAUCCGAAAAGGGAUUUUAACACCUUUUGACCAAGUCAGAGGUUUUGAGCGUCGGGUACAAAGAUCUCGCCCACAAAAAAUCUGUGAUAAACCAGUUGAGACCGGUGAUGUCAAUCUUUCAAUAGAUUCUAUCUCCAGAGCUGCUGCGUCAAUGUCUGUAACUGCUAAACGUCGAUCAUCAACAAAGUUGCUUGAUGCAGAAGACUUGCCAAAGUUGGAUCCUCCCACUCGUCCAUUUCGAAGACUUAGAAAACCUAUCAAUGUCAAAGUGUUCAAUGAGGUUGAGAAACCUUCAAAAAAUCACUCAAGCAAUUUAAGAAAGAGAAAGCGGCCUUUACCUGAUCAACAAUGGAGGAAUGCUGCAUCUAGUGAUGAUGAAGCGUGGAGUCAUGCUGAUCAUCAAGAAGGCAAUGAAGACAUUAUGGAAAAGCAGAAAUACAUGAAUAAAAGACAGGAUGGUUCAGAUUCAGCAAACUCUGAUUAUGAGAUUGAAGGUGAUGAUGAAGCUAUAGGAGAUACUGAAGGUCCUGAGGAAGAUAUUGUAACUGUUGAAGGAGGAUUGAAAAUUCCUGGGAAGAUUUUUGACAAUCUUUUCGAUUACCAGAAAACAGGUGUAAAGUGGCUGUGGGAGUUACAUUGCCAGAGGGCUGGUGGAAUAAUAGGAGAUGAAAUGGGUCUUGGGAAAACAGUUCAGGUGAUAGCAUUUCUGGCGGCUUUGCAUUUCAGUGGUAUUUAUAAGCCUAGUUUAAUUAUAUGUCCAGUAACUCUUUUACGCCAAUGGAGACGGGAAGUUCGAAAAUGGUACCCACAGUUCCAUGUUGCAAUAUUGCAUAAUUCUGUUUCAGCAUCUUCUGUAAAAUCAAACAAGUAUAAGGGUACAAAAAUGGAGGAUGAAGAUGGAGAACCAAUAAAUAAUGAUGAGGAGGAAGUCCAGACUGUUCAAGGUGCAAACAAGUGGGAUUUUCUAAUUAAGCGAACUUUUGAAUCUAGUUCUGGGUUGCUUAUCACCUCUUAUGAACAACUUAGAGUAUUAAGGGACAAAUUGCUGGAUAUAGAAUGGGGAUAUGCCAUAUUGGAUGAAGGGCACCGCAUAAGAAACCCAAAUGCUGAAAUCACCCUUUUGUGCAAACAACUGCAAACUGUGCAUCGCGUUAUAAUGUCAGGUGCCCCAAUUCAGAACAAGCUUACAGAGUUGUGGUCUUUGUUUGACUUUGUUUUUCCUGGAAAGCUGGGAGUCUUACCUGUAUUUGAGGCUCAAUUUGCUGCACCUAUUGCAAUUGGUGGUUAUGCCAAUGCAUCACCAUUGCAAGUAUCUACUGCUUAUAAAUGUGCUGUUGUUCUUAGAGACCUUAUAAUGCCUUACCUGUUACGCCGUAUGAAAUCGGAUGUAAAUGCACAACUUACAAAGAAAACAGAGCAUAUUCUCUUCUGUAGCUUGACUAAAGAACAGCGCACGGCAUAUCGUGCUUUUCUUGCAAGUUCUGAUGUGGAGCAAAUAUUUGAUGGCAGUAGAAAUUCACUUUAUGGAAUAGAUAUACUGCGGAAAAUAUGUAAUCAUCCUGAUUUGCUUGAAAAGGACCAUAGUGGCAAGCAUCCAGAUUUUGGGAAUCCAGAACGCAGUGGCAAGAUGAAGGUGCUUUCCCAAAUUUUGAAUGUUUGGAAAGAUCAAGGCCACCGGGUUCUGGUUUUUACUCAGACACAGCAAAUGCUGGACAUCCUUGAAAAUUUUCUUGCCUCUGAAGGUCUUACCUAUCGGCGAAUGGAUGGAUUGACUCCUAUCAAACAUCGUAUGGCCUUAAUGGAUGAAUUCAAUGAGUCUAAUCAUGUUUUUGUAUUUAUUUUAACUACAAGGGUUGGGGGCCUGGGAACAAAUUUGAUUGGUGCUGACAGAGUGAUAAUUUUUGAUCCAGAUUGGAAUCCUUCAAAUGACACACAGGCAAGGGAGCGUGCUUGGCGUAUAGGUCAGACACGAGAUGUGACUGUCUAUAGACUAAUAAGCCGUGGAACAAUUGAGGAAAAAAUUUAUCAUAGACAGAUAUAUAAGCAUUUCCUGACCAAUAAGAUCCUCAAGAAUCCACAGCAGAGAAGAUUCUUCAAGGCAAGAGAUAUGCGGGAUCUCUUUACUUUACAAGAUGACACAGACGAGAAUGGGACAGAAACAUCUAGCAUUUUUAGUGAAUUGACUGGAGAAGCAAGGUCACAUGAUCAGAAUGAACAACAAAUACAAGCAAAGCGUCCUGUCAAUAAUCAAAUUGAUAGUACAUCUUGUGGCACUCAUAAUGGGGACCAAGGCAAAAGUAUAUCCAGAAGCAAGGGUAAAGAAAAGGUUGUGUCUAAAGAAGAGACGCAAGAAGAUGAAUCAAAAAUGCUAAAAGUUCUUCUAGUCAAUGGAAUUCAUAGCACUAUGGAUCACGAUGCUAUUAUUGACAUCAAUGAUGAAGAGAAGCUGAAGCUUGAUGAUGAAGCUGCUCAAGUUGCCCAAAGAGCAGCUGAAGCUUUAAGACAAUCGCGGAUGCUUCGGGGUCAAGAUGGUGUGUCAGUUCCAACAUGGACCGGUAAAUCUGGUGCUGCAGGUGCUCCGACUUCCAUAAGGAGAAAAUUUGGAUCAACAGUAAAUUGCCAGUUGGUGUCAGCUUCGAAGUCUACUGAUCGAUCUAGUAUCAAUGGAGCAAGUAGCUCUCAGGGUGCUUUGAUAGGACUUGCUGGAAUUUCUACAGGAAAAGCCUUGAGCUCAGGUGAUCUUCUUGCACGGAUACAAAUGAAUAGAGAAAGUGCUAUAGAUGCUGGCUUGGAGUCCCAGACGUUAUCAGGAGCUGGCUCUAGUAUGAUAAAUGAGACUCAAAGAAUACCAAGCAACAGGCCCAUGAAUGGUCGAAUUGUUCCAAAAUCUAUUCAACCUGAAAUCCUAAUUCGUCAGCUAUGUACAUUCAUACAACAGAAUGGUGGAUCUGUGGGGUCAACUAAAAUUGUAGAUCAUUUUAAAGACAGGGUUCCUCCAAAAGAUUUGUGUUUGUUCAAGAAACUUUUGAAAGAAAUUGCUAUCCUGAGAAAAGAAGGUGGACAAGGUGAAUGGGUAUUAAAACCAGACUACCAGAUUGACAAAUUUGGUGCUGGGUGACACUGAACCUUUUGAAGAUUUAGUGAAGCUGGAUUUUCAACAGUGUCAUGUUUUCAGACAUGAGCCGGUCUCAUGCAUCAGCAUUUCUGUAAAGCCUGGAGCUUUUUGCCCUCUCCAAAGUUUUGGACGCCAUUGCCUAGGAAAAAUCUGGCAACUGAGUUUACAAUUGUAUAUUUAUGGAGAAGUACAUUACUGUUUCCUGUAAUUGGUAACAAGAAACCAAUAUGGAAUACAGCAAUCACCACUUCAAAAUUUCAAAUGUGCAAUGACCAUUUUCUUGGAAUUGGUCUGUUGGUGCUUAUAUGGAUUCGACGCAGGAUUGUUUCUCUGGGUGCUACAAUUUUGAAAUGUCUAAAAAUUAUCAGGAAGUCUCUUCCUUGAUGUACACUUGAUCAAUUGUGACUUGCGAUAUUCAUGCUGUAGUCAGAAGGGACUUAUUUAAGAUAUGAAGUGGUGAUAUAUUUUGAA
Cryptomeria japonica (Japanese cedar) is the source of this 4667-nucleotide messenger RNA. Its product is annotated as protein CHROMATIN REMODELING 8. Gene Ontology annotation, molecular function: ATP-dependent chromatin remodeler activity; ATP binding. The record is from RefSeq and is a predicted model, not a curated record. Bases 399 to 4199 code for a protein of 1266 amino acids. Gene Ontology annotation, biological process: transcription-coupled nucleotide-excision repair. The transcript is spliced from 7 exons. NCBI's taxonomy places the organism in Eukaryota, Viridiplantae, Streptophyta, Pinopsida, Cupressales, Cupressaceae. Gene Ontology annotation, cellular component: nucleus.